Carica papaya (papaya) is the source of this 2688-nucleotide messenger RNA. Lineage: Eukaryota; Viridiplantae; Streptophyta; Magnoliopsida; Brassicales; Caricaceae. The record is from RefSeq and is a predicted model, not a curated record.
AAUACUACAUUUUGACUGAAACAGGCUAGGAAUUUUCGUUUCCACUGUGGUCUUCCCUAUGUCGCAGAACCUGGAUACAUGCUAUUUCGAGCUGGAGUUCCUCGGCAUGCCAUUAUUAAGAAGUUUGCUGGUGAGAAUAUCUCAAGACUUGAGGACCUAAUUUCUGUUGUGUCAAAGUUAUCUAAGGGUGCUCGGGUGCCUUUGGAAUAUAUAAGCUACAUGGAUCGUCAUCGUAGAAAGUCUGUCUUGGUGACAAUUGACCGGCAUGAAUGGUAUACUCCACCACAAAUUUACACACGUGAUGACAGUUCUGGUCUAUGGACUGCUAAACCUGCAAUUGAACCUGGGUCCAUGAUCCAAUAUUCUGGUACUAAUGAUAUUAAAAAUGGCAUACAUGGUGGUCCUGUUUCAUUAUGUGCCGAGGAAACCCGUAUUGAACAAGAGCAUGCAGGUAGUAAUCUAGAGUUGAUUGAUGGUGUUAGUAGUAUGGAAACCAAUUGUGGACAUGCUUCUGACGAAGAACAUCCUCGGGAUGAAUCUGGUGCUGGAGCAAAGAAAAGGCGAUUGGAAGAGGAUCUGUCUACUGAUGGAAUUGUUGCUGACUGUUCUUUGCAAGAAAGUGGAGAAGUUAAGCUGGAGGAUGCAACCACCAUGGAAAAUUCAGUUUCAAGAGACUAUCAAGGUGCAACAGCUAUUGCUACUAAUGCCUCAUUUGCUGAGCGUGUGAUAGAGCCUACGCUUGUGAUGUUUGAGGUUCAUGUGCCACCUUCUUGCAUGCUUGAUGGUGUCCACUCUCAAAAUUUCUUUGGGACUGGUGUCAUCAUAUAUCACUCCUCGAGUCUGGGUUUGGUUGCAGUUGACAGGAACACUGUUGCGGUAUCUGUGUCUGAUGUGAUAUUGUCCUUUGCUGCUUAUCCCAUUGAAAUUCCUGGCGAGGUGGUUUUUCUUCAUCCAGUUCACAACUAUGCACUUGUUGCAUAUAACCCAUCUGCUCUGGGAUCUGUUGGUGCUUCCGCUGUUCGUGCUGCUGAAUUACUUCCAGAGCCUGCACUUUGCCGUGGAGAUUCUGUUUACCUCAUUGGUCUAAGUAGAAGCCUUCAAGCAACAUCUAGGAAAUCUAUUGUUACCAAUCCAUAUGCUGCUUUGAAUAUUGGUUCAGCCGAUUGUCCACGGUACAGAGCUACAAAUAUGGAAGUCAUUGAGCUUGAUACUGAUUUUGGCAGUACCUUUUCAGGUGUUCUAACUGAUGAGCAGGGAAGGGUUCGAGCAAUUUGGGGAAGCUUUUCAACUCAGCUGAAAUUUGGUUGUAGUUCAUCUGAAGAUCAUCAAUUUAUUAGAGGUAUCCCAAUUGAUUGUAUCAGCCAAGUUCUUGAAAAAAUCAUCACUGGUGCAAAUGGGCCAGCUCUCCUCAUAAAUGGUGUGAAAAGACCAAUGCCACGUGUUAGGAUCCUAGAGGUUGAACUAUAUCCUACUUUACUUUCGAAGGCUCGAAGUUUUGGUCUGAGUGAUAAUUGGAUCCAGGCUCUUGUAAAGAAAGAUCCAAUUAGACGACAGGUUUUACGUGUCAAGGGUUGUUUAGUCGGGUCUAAAGCUGAAAAUCUUUUAGAACAGGGUGACAUGGUGUUGGCAGUCAAUAAAAAGCCAGUUACUUCCUUCCGUGACAUAGAAGAUGCUUGCCAAAUAUUAGAUGAUGGUGAUAAUGAUGGGAAGCUUAACUUGACAAUUUUCCGUCAGGGACGUGAAAUUGAACUUAUGGUGGGAACAGAUGUUAGGGAUGGGAAUGGCACAAGCCGCGUGAUAAACUGGUGUGGGUGCAUUGUUCAGGAACCCCAUGCUGCAGUCCGUGCCCUUGGAUUUCUUCCUGAAGAAGGUCAUGGAGUUUAUGUUGCAAGGUGGUGCCAUGGCAGUCCUGUUCAUAGAUAUGGUUUAUAUGCUCUCCAAUGGAUAGUUGAAGUUAAUGGAAAACCGACACCAGAUUUGGAUGCCUUCGUUCUUGUGACAAAGGAGUUAGAACAUGGACAAUUUGUCCGUGUGAAGACAGUCCAUCUGAAUGGCAAGCCUCGAGUAUUGACGUUAAAGCAGGAUUUGCACUAUUGGCCUACGUGGGAACUGAGAUUUGAUCCAGAAACAGCUACAUGGCGUCGAGAAACAAUCAAAGCUUUAGAUUGCAGCAGAGUAUGAAAUAGAUAAUUUUGAUCUCAACUUAAAACUCUUGGGAAGUGGAGCAGGAAUUACAACUGAAAAGUGCCAAAAGGUGGUUUCUCAUUUUCGGAUACAAAUGAAGUAUAGGGGGUUUUUAUACGAGGAAUAUACAAGAAAUUUUAUUCAGCUGGAAGAUUGCCAACCAUUUGUAGAUUUUGUCAAAUAAUCCCUCUUUAGAAUUGAAACGUGAAAGGAUAAGAGACAACAGAAUGCUGUUUACCAAAAGAAGUUUAUAGCGUAAUCCAUUGGUUAAAAUUUUGUAGAACUCAAGUUCGAUUGCUCUUGCCCAAUUAUGUUAUACGUUAAACGUGUUCCUGAAACAGGUAUUGGGUGUGUCAGAUGUAUAUGAUUUUCUAUUGGCUUUUUAGGAAGGCCUGGUGUCUUCAUGAUCUUUCUUGUAAUCUAUUGUUUUAACAAUUUACAUGGCUGAGUUAUAUGUAUUGGGAAAACUCUUGAGCAAAGUUUACCGUGAUAGUAUUAUACCAA